Molecule: messenger RNA, 366 nt
Organism: Zychaea mexicana
Lineage: Eukaryota; Fungi; Mucoromycota; Mucoromycetes; Mucorales; Lichtheimiaceae
Exons: 2
Coding region: 1-366 (121 amino acids)
Source: RefSeq, a predicted model, not a curated record
AUGGUCGAAAAGGGGCUCGUUUCCGCACUUGAUAUGGAGUUCGAAGAGUACAAUGGUGUUGACGCGGGUUUCGAGUUGGAGGUGCAACAAGCCGGUCAAGAACAGCAGAUACAGAACAGCACUGGAGCCGAGGUCCAAUCUAGUGUGGUCUUCAUGGCAGCCUUCUUUGCCAUUUUCCAAAUGUUGUACCUCACCAACAAAGCGUCGUCUCUUCUCUUGCUAAUCUUCAACAGAAUACCUGCUCUCAAUGGCAUCGGGUACAGAUCCAACAUCACCCCGUCGACUGUCAAGCAGCAGAUAGAAUACAAUUCCCUUUCCAACAGCAUUAUCCGAUUCGUCGUCUGCCUGACAUGUCACGCCAAUUAG